Molecule: messenger RNA, 1711 nt
Organism: Hyalella azteca
Lineage: Eukaryota; Metazoa; Arthropoda; Malacostraca; Amphipoda; Hyalellidae
Product: protein embryonic gonad
Exons: 4
Coding region: 372-1571 (399 amino acids)
Biological process (GO): regulation of DNA-templated transcription
Molecular function (GO): zinc ion binding; sequence-specific DNA binding; DNA-binding transcription factor activity
Source: RefSeq, a predicted model, not a curated record
GCCGUAGGUGCACAGACUCACGCGUCUCAGCUGCUGAGUGCUGCUCCUACAAGUCCUAUUUUGCAUCCAGUGCUGAAUGCCGCAGUGCAUGUAAGGCCUUCAUAGCAUCAUAUCGUCUCUGCACAGCACGUGCAGUGCACACUGUUUCUCACUGUGCUAGAACUGCUUAGAACUUCAUUUUUGUGAUUUUUUAAAGUGUUGACUGUCACUGAUUAAAAUGCAGCACAGUUUUAAGGAUCGAUGAAAUGUGUGCCAAGAUGAUCGUUGAUAAAUCUUGAAGACUUGGUUCGUUGUUCUGUUUUUCGUGGGAAUUAUAUUCUGUGAGCGGCCUGAGUUAUUGACAAAGAAGAACGCCACGUCCACCUUCCUGCAUGAUAAUCGCGAAUAAUAUCAGGAUGAAUCAACUGUGCAAGGUCUGUUCGGAGCCCGCUGCAGGGUUCCACUUCGGUGCCUUCACAUGCGAAGGCUGCAAGUCGUUCUUCGGAAGAACGUACAACAACCUUUCCCAAAUACACGAAUGCAAGAACGGAGGACAAUGCGUAAUUAACAAACAAAACAGAACGUCUUGCAAAGCUUGCCGCCUCCGCAAAUGUCUCUACGUGGGAAUGUCGAAAAGUGGAUCAAGAUACGGGCGAAGGUCAAAUUGGUUCAAAAUACACUGCGCUCUGCAAGAACAAGCAGCUAGCAUGGGAAGAAGCUUAGACAACGCAAGCAGCCUAAAUCUUCAACUGAAUGCAGCAAGAGAAAACAUAGCAAGAUUAUCGCCCGGUACAUGUGGUGAAGAGGAAGGAAAGCUCGGCUCCCCGGCACUAUCUUCCCCCGACAGCAACAUAUCCGACACAAGCGUCGAUGUUGAGCUAAGAAGAAACAUCUCUGGCACCGCCGGUCAAACUCCACAUUCGCAAUUAACGCUUGCGCAACAUGAGUCUCUGGUAGCACGGGUACUCGCUAAACGGACGGAUUCUGCUUUAGCAAGUGUGGGUGGACGCAGUCUAGAACCUCCUGUCCCAGGGACAGACUUCGUAGCUGGUCUUUCUUUGUACGGUAUUCAUUCCAGUUUCUCAUUAUUGCAGGCUUCACAGCUUUACCAACGACUUUACCCGCCUCUGAUGUACCCAGGAAUUCGCCCAGUUUUAGAACCCAUCCACUCUCUGCAGGAACUUCCAUCACCGACCCAAAUUAAAUCCAUGCCUAUUAAAUCUUCUUCCAAUCCACCAUCACCUGCCAGUUCUCUCCCUCCCCCGUCGACCAAAAGGGAGCAGUUAUCUAAUCCAUCGUCCCCUCAAUCUUUACCUGCUCGUCCUUUCUCAGAUCGGGCGAUACAUUCGCCAUCCUCUUCAUCUUCUUCUCCGUCUCCUCCCCUAAUAUCAAGGAAGAGAACCGCAGACUCUCCUCCGGAGCAAGAUGCACCAAUCGACCUGAGUGUCAAACGGCCUCGGUUUGCUUCAAGUACUUCAGUUCCUCUGCCAGAUCUCACGCCUAUACCCAUGCCUUUCAAUUUUUUACACCUAGCGAUGCCAUCCACUUCAACGUCCCCAGCGGUGCCCGUUGAUCUCACGUCAAAUGCUUAAUGGGCAAAUUUUUUACAGACCUGACGGUUCUUUCAGAACCACUUUGCAUAUUGAAAAUACUCAUCUAAUCACUCGACGUUGUUGAACCACUAAAAAAAUUUUUAAGAGGUAAUAGCUACAGCUGAUGUAAUAAAAUUGAA